AUGCAGGACUUAGGUGGCAGGCAUCCGAUUUCUCAAAUGUUAAUAUCAGAAGACCUCUCUCGUCAUAAAGCUUUUUUAUUUUCUUACGCUGGAUCAAAAACACCAAGAACGGAACGUCAUCGUAUUUAUUUGAGCAAUGAUCGUGUUUAUUAUUAUGUUGAAUAUAAACAUAACGUUUUAUUGACAAAAUUAGCUGAUCUUAAUAUCUUAUUAGUCGAACAUCCUAAACAAAAGCUGGAUAAUGGAAGUGGACCUGAAUAUGUAUAG
Didymodactylos carnosus is the source of this 267-nucleotide messenger RNA. The record is from the annotation of a GenBank genome assembly. NCBI's taxonomy places the organism in Eukaryota, Metazoa, Rotifera, Eurotatoria, Philodinida, Philodinidae.